GGGGAAGGGUGGAGUGGACGGAAAUGGAAGGGUGCUUUGGCCGGAAGGCGAGAGAAGCGACGGCGGCGGACAUGGAUGCUGAUAGAAUCUCGAGUUUGCCCGACGAGGUGAAGCAUCACAUUCUCUCUUUGAUACCGAACAUUAAGGAAGUUGUGAAGAUCAGUUCGCUAUCAAAGUCGUGGCUACGGACAUGGCGAUCUUUCCAGAUCACCGACUUCGACCAACAUCUCAUCCUACCGGACGAGUCCAGCGACCGCUUCAUCAGAUUCGUCGACGAUUACCUAAUGAGGUCCCAUGAGAUGCCGAGGUUCAGGCUCUCCGCGCGCGCGACCCCCGAAAUGGCUCCUCACGUCGACAGAUGGUUAGGUAUCAGUUUAGACUAUCAUGUUAAGGAGCUGAGCGUUAACAUCUUUAAGGUUCGCCAAAUUCCUGGCAAGUUUCUGUAUUCGAUUCCGGCAAGGGUUUUAUCUGCCGGGUUCAUGAAGAGCUUAACAUUGGAUGGUGCGGUAAAGAUUGAUGGGAUUAGCACUGUGAAUCUUCCUUCUCUGCUAUCGCUCCAUUUGUCACAUUCUCAUAUUGACAAUCAGAUGUUUCGUAGACUCCUUGGGGGCUGCCCCUUUAUUGAAGAUCUUUCUGUGUUCUGCUGCAGUCCCCUGUCUGAGAUCAAAGUCUUGAAUCUCAAUCAUCUAAAGAGAAUGAAGAUGACUAGCAUGCGUCCUGAUCUUAAGGUUGUCGGUAUUGAAGCACCGGGCUUAGAACGGUUUUGCAUGACUUACUAUUUUGAAACCGUGCAUUUAACAAUUCAUGUGAGUCCGAGUGUCAGAUGCUUAGAAUUCACGGGCCUCUACAAGACUGAUGAGUGGUUCUGUCAAUUCCUUUCUGAAUUGCCUCUGUUGGAGAGCUUGACACUCAAUGGGUGCAGAUUAUUGGAAAGAAUCUGGAUUUCAAAUCCACUCUUGAAGAAGAUUUUAAUAAUGAAUUGUGAUGACUUGCUGGAUAUAACAAUUGAUACUCCCAAGUUGUCGUCUUUCUCCUAUGAGGCCGAGACGACACUGCCAUCCAUAUGGACAAAGAAUCAUGGUUUAGGUUGUGCUGUUGGAUUCAGAUUUUAUUUCUGGCGGGAGCCUACUACCCUAUGGUUCCAGGAGCUCCAGAAUUUCCUCACUGAAUGGUCUACUGCAUUUAGAUGCCCCGAGUUAACCGUACAUCUCUAUCAGAAGAGGGACGAAGGAUUGAAAGAUGAGGUGAACAAGAAUGUGGCUCUAUCAGCACCCGGGAUACUACAUUUGAAAUUAUUAGUGCUUGGGCCACCCCAGUCGAGCUACCCUCUUAUUCUGGAUGGCUUAUUUUCAACUUGCCAUCCUGCAACUUUUAUUGUCAGGGCAAGAUACCCUUUGCUAGAGUUCAUCUGCGAGGCACUCGCGAACAGGGAAGAGAAUGGAGAUGGUUCUUUGGGUGACGUUGAGUGCUGGAAGCACGAGCUUAAAGAUGUGAAGAUUGAAUCGUUUGAGGGUAACCAACAUGGUUUACCUUUGGACCAAGGCACCAUACACGGUUUGUUGCCUGUCAUAUCCACAUGGAAUACAGUUUGUUUUAGAAUGCAAUGGGGAGAUUAGCGAUGCGAUGGUGCCCGAAGAUGAAGACCAAUGUCUUCUUAUAAGGAAUGCACGUGCUCGUAUCUGUCGCGCUAAAUUCAGAGCAACCUGCUCUCUUGAUAGCUAUGAGAUAUCUCUCUGUAUAUACUAGGCUUACAGUCUUGUGGUUGCUCUUGUUAAUACAAAAUCAUCCACGCAUUGCUCCUUGAAGGACUUUGUUAGGACAGAAACACUAGACACCAGGUCAUUCAUCGAGGUUGCACUUCACGGAUGUACAUAGCGGUAUCCUGAGGGAAAUUUGGUCUUGGAAGUUGGAAGAGCCAUGAAUUCUGUACAGCCAAUGUGGUUGAAUAGUCCUUCCUAUUAUCUUUGCAUAUGCCUCUGUAAAAUGUAAAUGAAGCACCAAAUUUUACUACUGAGAAAUAUCUCCUUAACCAAAUUUUCUAAUUC
Messenger RNA from Punica granatum (pomegranate), 2045 nucleotides. The record is from RefSeq and is a predicted model, not a curated record. NCBI's taxonomy places the organism in Eukaryota, Viridiplantae, Streptophyta, Magnoliopsida, Myrtales, Lythraceae.